Molecule: messenger RNA, 834 nt
Organism: Aegilops tauschii subsp. strangulata
Lineage: Eukaryota; Viridiplantae; Streptophyta; Magnoliopsida; Poales; Poaceae
Product: bax inhibitor 1-like
Cellular component (GO): membrane
Source: RefSeq, a predicted model, not a curated record
AUGGACGCCUUCUACUCGACCUCAUCGGCAGCGGCGGCGGCCGAUUGGUGUUACGACUCACACAACAAGUUCCGCGAGAUCUCCCCCGCCGUGCGAUCGCACCUCAAGCUCGUUUACCGGGCCGUAUGUUUUGCCCUGGUCUCGUCCGCUGUGGGUGCUUACCUGCACGUUGCCCUCAACAUCGGCGGGAUGCUGACAAUGCUCGCGUGCAUGGGAAACAUUGUCUUGUUUUCAUUGACGCCAGUCUAUGAGGAGAGGAAGAGGUUUGUGCUGCUGAUGGCUGCUGCCAUCCUGCAAGGGGCAACGAUUUGCCCUCUGAUUCACCUUCCCAUGGACUUUGACCCAAGCAUCCUUGCAACAGGGUUUGUUGGAAUUGCCAUCGCAUUAGGGUGCUUCUCUUGCGUCACCAACAUUGCCAAGCGCAGUGUCACCAGCAUUGCCAAGCGUAGUGAGUACAUGUACCUCCUUGUUCUGCUCUCUUCUGACAUGUCGAUCCUGCUCUGGCUCCAGUUGGCCACAUCCAUCUUUGUCCUCUUGACCGGCAGCUUCAUGGUUGAGGUCUACUCUGGCAUCUUGAUCUUCGUGGGAUACAUGGUGUACGACAUGCAUCAGAUCGUUGAGAGGGCACACCGCGGUGACAUGGACUACAUCGGACACGCGCUCACCCUCUUCACCGACAUCACCGCCGUCCUUGACCGGAUCUUUAUCAUAAUGAACGCAGGAGACAAGUCCGAGGACAAGAAGAAGAAGAGGAGCAUGUUGCAGCCCAACAAUGCAUGCAUGUCGGCAAGGAGUUGUGAUUUUGCUAGACAUAGUUCUAGUGAGUUGUAUUGA